This is a messenger RNA of Aspergillus melleus, 525 nucleotides long. RefSeq names its product putative elongator complex protein 1. Gene Ontology annotation, cellular component: cytosol; elongator holoenzyme complex. The coding region runs from base 1 to 525 and encodes 174 amino acids. The record is from RefSeq and is a predicted model, not a curated record. The transcript has a single exon. NCBI's taxonomy places the organism in Eukaryota, Fungi, Ascomycota, Eurotiomycetes, Eurotiales, Aspergillaceae. Gene Ontology annotation, biological process: tRNA wobble base 5-methoxycarbonylmethyl-2-thiouridinylation. Gene Ontology annotation, molecular function: tRNA binding.
AUGGAAAUCUUGCUGGUAUUGAUACUAACCGAUGAAUCAGAGCAAGCCCCCGAGCAAGCGGACGAUGCAAUCGAGCACAUGUGCUUCCUGACUGACGCCAACCGCCUGUACGACCAUGCGCUGGGUCUUUACGAUCUCGAGCUCACGCUGCUGGUCGCUCAGCAAGCUCAAAGGGCAAGUUCUACACUUGAACCCUCGCAACUUGCAAUGCUAACUGUAUUCAGGAUCCCCGAGAAUACGUUCCAUUCCUGCGGAAGCUUCAGCAGGCCCCCGAAACCCGACGUCUUUUCGAAAUUGACAAUUACCUGGCCCGGCAUAGCAAGGCUAUCAAACAUCUUCAUACGCUCAACGCUCACGACGAGCUUCGGGCAUACGCAAUCAAGCACGUCCUUUACAAGGACGCCAUCGACCUCUACAAGUACCAGCCUGAGCAACUACACGACAUCACCAACACCUAUGCCGACUACCUUUACGACGAAUCGAAGUACAAGGAAGCAGGCAUCGGUAGGAUUUCCUCUUCAUUGA